AGCAAACAACUUUCAAAAGCAUUCUCUGUCCAAACUGUACGAAAUUGGUCAAAAGAACAACAUAAUUAUUUCAUUACAGCUAGUAGCUUAGCUUUAAUGCUCACUUGUCAAAAUAUCAAUUAUUGCUUUCCAUCAAUUAUUGAAUCAUUAUUCACAUAUGACUCUUGCUUUACUAUUACCACUGUCAAACUUUUGCUAAUCAACAUGGCUGCAAUAGGAAGUGCUUUCCUCUCUGCAACUGUCCAGACCUUAGUUGAGAAACUUGCUUCCAAAGAGUUUCUUGAUUACAUCACAAACACUAAGCUUGACGUCUCACUCUUGAAACAGUUAAGAGCAACACUACGCACUCUUCAACCUGUGCUUGACGCUGCGGAGGAGAAGCAGAUCAACACUCCUUCUGUCAAAGAAUGGCUUGAUGACUUGAAAGAUGCUGUCUACGACGCUGAAGAUUUGCUCAACCAAAUUAGCUAUGAUUCCCUUCGAUGCAAGAUGGAGAACAUACAAGCUGCAAGCAAAACUAAACAGGUGUGGAACUUACUUUCUUCUCCUUUUAAAAAUAUCUAUGGAGAGAUCAAUUCCCAAAUGAAAGAUAUGUGUGAAACCCUCAAACUUUUUGCUGAUAAUAAAGAUAUACUCAGUUUGCAAACUAGAAGUGUCAGAGUUUCUCAUAGAACACCUUCAAGUCCUAUGGUCAACGAAUCUGUCAUGGUUGGUAGGAAAGAUGACCAAGAGAAAGUAAUGAACAUGUUUCUAUCAGAAAGCAAUACUAAUAUGGGCGUAGUUGCAAUUGUAGGCAUGGGAGGUGUCGGAAAAACAACACUUGCACAACUUGCUUACAAUGAUAAAAAAGUUCAACACCACUUUGAUCUCACAGCAUGGGCUUGCGUAUCAGAAGAUUUUGAUGUUUUUAGAGUAACCAAAACUCUCCUUGAAUCUGUCACUAAAACACCAUGGGAAACCAAUAAUCUUGAUUUACUUCGAGUUGAGUUAAAGAAAAAUUUAAGGGAUAGGAGAUUUUUCAUUGUGUUGGAUGACUUAUGGAAUGACACUCAUCAUGAUUGGGAUGAACUUGUAUCUCCGUUGAUUUAUGGGAAAAAUGGAAGCAGAGUGAUCAUCACAACACGCCUAAAAAAAGUGGCAGAUGCUGCACGCACAUUUCCUAUUUUUGAAUUAGAUCUUCUAUCGGAUGAACACAGUUGGUCUUUACUCUCCAAACAUGCAUUUGGAAGUGGAGACUUUUCUGAAACUCAAAAGCAAAAUGUAGAAGCAAUUGGAAGGAAGAUUGCAAGAAAGUGUGGUGGAUUGCCAAUAGCUGCGAAAUCACUUGGAGGACUGUUGCGUUCAAAAGUAGAUACUGAAGAGUGGAUUGAAGUUUUGAACAAUGACAUAUGGAAGUUAAAGAAUGAUAAUAUUCUGCCUGCAUUGCGCCUGAGUUAUCAAUAUCUUCCCUCUCAAUUGAAAAGAUGUUUUUCCUAUUGCUCUAUUUUUCCAAAGGACUAUCCACUUGAUAGGAAGCAAUUGGUUUUGUUGUGGAUGGCAGAAGGCUUCCUUGAUCAUUCUCAAGACAAAAAAACCAUGGAAGAAGUAGGUGAUGAGUGUUUUAUUGAAUUGUUAUCCAGAUCAUUGAUUCAACAAUUGCAUGAUGAUUCUCGUGGGCAAACUUUUGUCUUGCAUGACCUUGUUAAUGAUUUAGCUACUGUUGUAUCUGGAAAAAGCUGUUACAGACUUGAAUCAGGCAAUGAAAGCUAUGAAAAUGUUCGACACUUUUCAUAUAAUCAAGAAUCUUAUGACAUUUUCAAGAAGUUUAAGACUUUCUACAAAUUCAAAUGCUUGAGAAGCUUCCUACCCAUGGAAUCUGCCAGAUGGGGUACUUAUCAUUUAUCAAGAAAGGUGGUCGAUGAUUUUCUAUCAACAUUCGAAAGGUUGCGUGUGUUGUCAUUAUCAAAAUAUGAAAAUAUCACCACACUACCAGACACAAUUGGCAAUUUAGUGCAGUUGCGCUAUCUAAAUCUCUCUUACACUCUAAUCAAAAGCUUGCCUGACACCAUAUGCAGCCUCUACUACUUGCAAACCUUGAUUUUAUCUUGCUGCUCAAAACUCACAGAAUUGCCAGAACAUGUCGGAAAGUUAAUUCAUUUGCGUCACCUGUAUAUUGAUAGGACAAGCAUUAUAGAAAUGCCGAAGCAAAUUGCGGAACUAGAAAACCUUCAAACUCUAACUGUUUUUGUAGUAGGCAAGAAAAAUAUUGGUUUAAGUGUCAGAGAGCUUGGGAAGUUUCCUAAGCUACGGGGAAAGUUAUUCAUCAAGAACUUACGAAAUGUCAUUGAUGUCAUGGAGGCAAGUGAUACCGACUUGAAGAGCAAAGAACAUAUUGAGGAAUUGACGCUAGAGUGGGGCAAGGAAACUGAUGACACACUUAAUGAAAAAAUUGUGCUUGAUAUGUUAGAACCAUCUACAAACCUAGAGAAACUGAGCAUUGUAUCAUAUGGUGGGACAAGUUUUCCAAGUUGGUUUGGAGAUCCUUCUUUUUCUAACAUGGUGUCCCUCCGCAUUAAUAUCUGUGUGAAUUGCAUGACACUUCCACCACUUGGGCAGCUACCUUCUCUCAAGGACUUGCAAAUUGGUUGGAUGACAAUUUUGGAGACAACUGGGCAGCAGUUCUAUGGCAUGGCAGCAGGAGGUUCCCAUUCUUCGUUCCAACCAUUUCAGUCCCUUGAGAAUUUGGAAUUUUUGUACAUGGAAAAUUGGAAGGAAUGGUGUCCUCUUCCAGACAACAUGUUUCCUUUUCCUCGUCUGAAAACUCUGAGGUUAUCAAGGUGUCCCAAAUUGAAAGAACAUUUACCUAGUCAUCUUCCUUCCUUAGAAGAGAUUGAAAUAUUUGCUUGUGAUCAUCUCUUGGCAACACCACCAACUCAGCAUUGGCUCUCCUCAAUAAAAAAGAUUCGUAUUGUAGAAGAUUCAAAUUCAGAUUCAAUAAGCAAUACCGAAAGGACCCAAUACUCAUUGCUCGAUAGUGAUUCUCCAUUCCUACUGCAAACAAUAGACAUAUGGAGCUGUCAUAUGCUAAAAUCUGUACCUAAAAUGAUUAUUAACAGCACCUGUCUUCGACACUUGACACUCUAUGGUAUUAAUUCUCUCACGACGAUUCCAGCAAAUGGUUUACCCACUUCUUUGCAAUCACUUUGUAUUCGAAAAUGUGAGAAUUUAACAUUCCUUCCUCCUGAAAUGUGGAGCAAUUACACAUCCCUUGUGACUCUUAAUUUAAACGACUGCAACGCACUUACCUCCUUCCCAUUGAAUUGUUUUCCUAUGCUCCAAGAUCUUUCCAUCAAGGAAUGUAGGAGUUUGGAAUCUAUUUUUUCCCCAGAAACUUCUUCUUGUAGCUUGUCAACCCUCCAAUCUUUUGAAGUCCAUGAGUGCGAGGCACUUAGAUCACUACCUCAACGGAUGGAUACCCUAACUGCUCUUGAAAAGAUAUUUCUACGCAAUCUUCCAAAUUUGAAUUUAUCAUUAUGUGAAGGAGUUUUCCUACCUCCCAAUUUACAAUCAAUUGUGGUUGAUUCUGUGGGGAUAGCAAAGCCGGUAAGAGAGUGGGGUCUCCAAUGUCUCACUGCUCUUUCAUCAUUGCAAAUUAGGGGUGAUGAUAUUGUGAACAUAUUGCUUAAAGAGCCGUUGUUGCCCAUUUCCCUUGUGUAUCUGUCAAUCAAGAAUCUCUCUGAAAUGAAAUCCUUAGAAGGAAAUGGACUUCGACGCCUCUCCUCUCUAGAAACCCUUUAUUUUGAUGGCUGUCCAGGGCUUGUGUCAUUGCCAGAAAAAACCUUUCCCUCCUCGCUGAAAACACUUCGGUUGUGUAAUUGUCCAAAACUAGAGUCAUUGCCACAAAAAGCCUUUCCCUCCUCGCUGAAAUCACUUUUUAUUUAUGAUUGUGAAAGACUAGAGUCAUUGCCAGAAGACAGCCUCCCUUCCUCUUUAGAGCAUUUGUUCAUUAGAGAUUGUCCAUUGUUAGAAGAAAGGUAUAAAAGGAAGGAACAUUGGUCCAAAAUUGCUCACAUCCCAGUCAUAAAAAUAAAAAACCAACUCACAAUAUGAGGCAUGACCAUUGAGAAGCCAAGAGAAUGAAGAAUUCCAAUCCUGUUUCAGAGUCCAGGUAAUUCAAAAAGGCUGUUGUCUGUCCUCUUCUCAACAAUGGAACCUAUUCAGUUGUAUAUCUCUCAGUUUUUAAUUUAUUAGGCAACAUUAGCAUGUAAUAUAAUAGCCUUAAUGCAAGGACUUGGGUUCUGGCAGUAGGUGAGUAAUUGUUUCAAAUAUCAUAUUUCACAUUACAACCCAAACUCCUCUAUUAAAAUGGUUUACAGGAAUCAACAUUUAUAUUUCUCAAAUAUUUUACUAGACAUUGUUUGUUUACUCCUUUUUAUGUUAUUUAAUUUGUUUAUUCUCUUGCAUGUCCUUUUCUUGACUCAUUCAAGGAGUACAGUAUAGCCAACCCAAGCGGCUUGACAGUGUGAACAUAUUCCAUUGAUCUGUAUGAGUCACAUUUACUAUAUGUUACUACUGAUAAUAUAAAUCUACAAUGAUUGUGUUUUAUGCAAUAACUUACUCCAACUCUCUAACUUAGUAUUUAGUUUCAACCAUGACAAAGACAGAGUUUCUGACUCGGACGUACGUUUGAAUUCUAUUAGAUAACACCAAAUAAUUAGUUUUAUUGGAUUUUCCCUCACAUCACUCUCGGGUAUGCUCAGGUCGACCCCUUCAGUUCUUGUUUGGUUCUAUCAUUUGAUUUUCAACAAGAAAAGUGAAAUAGAUACACAAGUCUCUCAUCAUCUUCAACCUCUCACUCAUCCAUUGUCAACUACACAUAAUAAUUUUUGUCAAUCAAGGUGAGGAGCGUGUGUAGACAACGUCCGAUAGUAGAAGAUUGCGAUCUUGUUCGGAUUAAGAGAUUGUGGGUUUUUCUUGGAUAAAAUCUGUGGGAUUUUCUCCUCCAAGAUCUUGAAGAUUUGGGGUUUUUUUGCACAAAUCGAAGCUUCAUCAAAUUCAGUCGAGUGAAGAGAUUGAGGAACUGUUGGUUCGCUCAAUCAUAUCACGGUGACCGGAGGAUUGUGAAGAUUGAUUUGGGGUCGAAUUCUUGAGAUAGAAAUCAGCCGAGUGAAAGAUUUGCUAAACGUUGAUAACGUACAAACGAGUAGCGUUAACCGAAGGUUUGUUCUAAGGAUUUGACACACUUGGUUCAGCUCGAAUCAAGGGAAGAGAAGAGUAAUUGAUCAAUUUUCUGCAUUUGUAAAUUAAGUACUGGUCUUUCUUCAUCCUUGGCAAUAAAGCAUCAAGUCAAACUCAAACUAUGAGCUAGAGAAAGUGUAGCUUGGCCAAAAUGAGAAAGAGGAGGAGAAAUGGUAUUCAGGAGCUCAUGGUAUUGUUGAGAUGCUCUUCAAUCGAAUCAAGUUGCCAUUGACUCAUCGGAAUUGGAUAAUCACGGUCCACUAAAAGUUUUGCAAAAGCUUUGUUGAUGAAGGGCAAGAGACCAAAACAGCUUUGAAACCUAUAGAAACAUGAGAGUGAAAAGCAUGAAGUGAUGUUGAUUUGGUUGAGGCUAACACUUGUGGUGAUUCUUCUUCUUGAUCAAGAGUUUUGUAAAUUUGUCCACUACCAUUGAUAAUUUAAUGUUAGAACAGAAAGAUGCUAUAAAGGUUUGUUUAAUGAAGGAUGUGUGUAUGAGUUGGUUGUAGAUUAAGGUUGUGUGUGUGGUUGGCUUAUAUAGAACAACAAACAACAUUGAAAUUUCAUAUUUAAAACAUGAUAGAAAUUUGGUUGUGGUCAAAUGUGGUUAUCCUGUGUUAAAGUUUAUACUAAGAACACGGUUACUUAAUAUAACAUCAUUUUCAAAAUUUCACAUGCAUUAAUGAUUUAUUGGUUAAAAAGUUCUUACUAAGACUAAUAUUGGUCGGCUCGACGAAGAACAAACAUCUACAUCUCAAUAGGCUUGACGGUUGGUAGAUUGUGAACUAAUAUGAAAGACCACAAAGCUUGUAAUAUUUCAACUUACAUGCAUAUGUGAACAUUGACAUUCACCGUGGAGCGACACUGAAAAUUUCCAAUAAACUAACUCCAUUUUCAAACAACUCACUACUAUGGUAUCACAAAGACCAACCUAAACCUCCUCUGGUUCUACACUACAUAAAAAUUUCAACUCACAACUAGCUCAACUUCUAGAGGUAGCACGUGAGUUUCAAUAGCAAAAUGUGAAACAACAACAACAAAAUGAAGAAAAAUAAGGUUAACAAUAAGAAGUUGAAGUCCAUAAGACUGAGUUGAGACAACAACUAGAGGAGUUUGUGCACCAA
This is a messenger RNA of Vicia villosa (hairy vetch), 6338 nucleotides long. RefSeq names its product putative disease resistance RPP13-like protein 1. Gene Ontology annotation, biological process: defense response to other organism. The coding region runs from base 97 to 4089 and encodes 1330 amino acids. The record is from RefSeq and is a predicted model, not a curated record. Gene Ontology annotation, molecular function: ADP binding. Lineage: Eukaryota; Viridiplantae; Streptophyta; Magnoliopsida; Fabales; Fabaceae. The transcript is spliced from 3 exons.